Messenger RNA from Rotaria sp. Silwood1, 861 nucleotides. NCBI's taxonomy places the organism in Eukaryota, Metazoa, Rotifera, Eurotatoria, Philodinida, Philodinidae. The record is from the annotation of a GenBank genome assembly.
AUGGUAACAAGACGUGAAAGCACUAUUUUAGUGACAGUCAAUGGCUCGGAUGAAGACCAAAGGCUACCGCAAUUAUCAUAUGAUCCUGAUCAGCAACAACAGCAUCAAAAUGGGCGCAUUGUACCGAGUACAGCAAAGGAAGUAGAACAAGGUGCAAUCACAUCAGCGAAUGAGAACGAGAAGACAGCCAAGUCUACCACGAAUGAAUAUAUAGCGGAAUCAUCCUUAACAGACCCUCUCCGGUGUGCAGCUAUGCCGGCCCGUUAUGUUGUCGCUAUCUGGGCUUUCUUUGGUUUUCUUUGUUUAUAUGCACUACGUGUCAAUAUUUCGGUGGCAAUUGUCGCUAUGGUACCUCCACAAAGUGCACUCAAUCAAUCAGUUCGAUCAUGUCCAGUAUCGAACACAAGUUCUCCAGAACCACCUUCACACUACGAAUUCGAUUGGAAACCAUCUACUCAAGGGUUUGUUCUUGGAGCUUUCUUCUACGGCUAUAUUCUUACUCAAGUAAUUGGAGGCAAUUUAGCCGAAAAAUUUGGUGGCAAAUGGAUCUUUAGUGGAUGCAUAUUGAUAGCUAGCAUUUUAACAUUAUUAACGCCGCUGGCAGCUCGAGCUCAUCUUGGAUUACUCAUUGCAAUUCGGGUCUUAAUUGGUUUAUUCUCGGGUCCCGCAUUUCCGUCCGCAGCGGCUCUUUGGGGAAAAUGGAUUCCACCUUCGGAACGAAGUACUAUUCCACCUGUCUCUCAAUCGGGAACUAAUUUCGGUAUCAUAUUUACCACACCACUUGUUAGUUUUAUGAAUAAUUCAUCAUUUCUUGGCGGAUGGCCAUCGGCUUUUUAUGUGUUUGGUAAUAAGACAGUUUAA